This is a messenger RNA of Phlebotomus argentipes, 841 nucleotides long. It is a transcript of the gene eIF1A, whose product is annotated as eukaryotic translation initiation factor 1A, X-chromosomal. Lineage: Eukaryota; Metazoa; Arthropoda; Insecta; Diptera; Psychodidae. The transcript has 2 exons. Gene Ontology annotation, molecular function: RNA binding; translation initiation factor activity. The record is from RefSeq and is a predicted model, not a curated record. Gene Ontology annotation, biological process: translational initiation. Gene Ontology annotation, cellular component: cytoplasm. Bases 137 to 583 code for a protein of 148 amino acids.
CAGCACUCCCAUUGACGUCAACUGGCAAGGCAAACCCACAUUUUCGUGAGAGUGACUCAAGGCAAAUUUUCUCCAUUGUUUUUUUCACGAGAUUUCCGUGCAAUUGUGAGCGAACUGACCAAGUGAAUCGCAAGAGAUGCCGAAGAACAAGGGAAAAGGAGGCAAGAAUCGCCGUCGUGGAAAGAAUGAAAACGAAUCCGAGAAGCGAGAGUUGAUCUUCAAGGAGGACGAGCAGGAAUAUGCUCAGGUGACAAAGAUGUUGGGCAAUGGCAGGCUGGAGGCAAUGUGCUUCGAUGGCGUAAAGCGACUGUGUCACAUUCGUGGGAAAUUGCGGAAAAAGGUGUGGAUCAAUCAAGGCGAUAUCAUUCUUGUUGGCUUGAGAGACUAUCAGGAUUCCAAGGCGGACGUGAUCCUCAAGUACACACCGGACGAGGCCAGGAAUCUGAAGACCUAUGGCGAAUUCCCCGAAUCCGUGCGCAUCAAUGAUACAAUCACAUUCGUGGAGGAUGGCUUCGAUGAGGAUAUUGAAUUCGAUGAUUACAUCAGUUCCGAGGAGGAAGCAGACUCUGUCGAUGCCAUCUGAUUUCCCGCCAACUAAAUUCUGCUCGUAGGUAACUCAGAAUGGAAUGUGAGAGGAGAGGUAAAUAUAAAGCACAUUUGGAUCCACUAAUCCCAAAAAUUACUCGUUCUUCGUGCAAAAGAAGUGUAUGGACGUCCAGCUGGAUUUAUUGGAUGAACCCUGGCUGCUUGACUCCAGAAUAGAGAUGAUUUUUCUGUUGUCAUGACAAUGUGUCUCAUUCUGAAAAUAUGUAAAAAAAAACAAAAAAAUGCACCAAGUAUU